UAGAACUCGGACCAAAUAAUAUCUGUACUUAUAUCACUUGAAGAUAAGCUUAGAGUAGCUCACAAAGUCACAAGUCAAUCAAAUAUGGCUUUUUUGACAUUCAAUUUCCAAAUUUUCCAAAAAAAAAAAAACAAUUUCCAAAUUUUCUCCUCUGGAAAAUUUUGCUUUGAAGAAGUCAAAUAAAAAAGCGCCGCAUUAAAUCAAUAUAUAUGGCUACAUAAUCUGUUACAAUUUUGCAUCAUACAUUUUACAUACUCUUUUUUAUUUUACACUAUAACCUGUUAGAAUACUGCAUCAUACUUCUUUCCUAAAACAUACAAAAGUUCACAAAAAUGAACACUUAUUGGGAUCUUAGUGAAAAAGAAGAGGAAGAAGCAUCAUUUGUUGCCUUUUCUUUACUUGGUGAUAAUGUUAAGUUUGAGGUAUUAAAAGUCGUGAAUGACCUUGAUGUGUUCGAGACCAUCAAGAAGUGUGGUCCUCGAGCACACCUAUCAGCGGCUGAGAUUGUGGCUAAGUUGCCUGCCAAGGACCCUGAGGUUGCAGCGGUUAACCUUGGUCGCUUGCUUGACUACUUGGUUAGUCACUCCAUCAUUACCGUCUCUCCUAUUACCCUCCCGAAUGGGAGGGUAGAGAGACGGUAUGGUCUUGCACCUGUUUGUAAAUUUUUUACGUCGAAUGAGGAUGGUGUUUCUUUGAGUCCUUUUACAAAUACGUUGCUAUAUAAAGCUUUGAAAACGAGCUGCCUAUCCUUAAAAGAUGCAAUUCUUGAAGGAGAAGAGCCAUUCACAAAGGCGCAUGGAAUGAGUAUGUAUGAGUACAUUGGCAAAAACCCCGAGUAUCGCGCAGGGUUCCAUAAGGCAAUGUCUGAUCAUUCAACCCUUGUUAUGCGCAAAAUUAUAAGGACAUACAAGGGUUUCGAGGGUCUAUCAUCGUUGGUCGAUGUUGGUGGGGGUAAUGGAGCUACACUCAACAUGAUCCUUUCGCGGUAUCCAUCUAUCAAAGGGAUUAACUUCGAUCAACCUCAUGUCAUAGCAGAUGCAUUAUCUAAUCCUGAUGUGAAACACGUUGGAGGAGAUAUGUUUGUGGAUAUUCCCAAAGGUGAUGCCAUCUUUCUCAAGUGGAUAUUGCAUUGUUUUGGUGACGAAGCAUGUAUGAAGAUCCUAAAGAAUUGUUACAAUGCCCUUCCAAACCAUGGCAAGGUUAUUGUUUGCGAAUACAUCCUUCCUAAUCCAGAUGAAGCAUCGAACGACAUAGCUGCCAAUUCCGUCGUUCAAUUCGACAUAGUGAUGAUGGUUUUGCCUGGAGGGAAAGAAAGGACUGAGAAUGAGUUCAAGGAGUUAGCGUUUGCUGCUGGAUUUCAAGGCUUCCAAGUUAUUUGCUCAGCCUAUAAUGUUCAGAUCAUUGAGUUGCUCAAGACAAUUUAGGUCACGGUCUUAUUAUUACAUGGUCAUUAUGAUAAUUAAACUACAUUGUCACAUUUAUUGGUUGAGGUUACUAAGAAAUACUAUAUAUUGUUUGAAAUUUCGUUCACUUUGAUUGUUAUAAAUUUUGGUUUGUAAAGUUUGUUUCAAGAAAUACUUGUAAGAUGUUUGAGUUGAGUGAUAUAUAUGUUUAAUAUAGUUCUCUUUCCAUAAAAAUAGAAAAGGAAAAAAAAAAAAAAACCUACUUCUAAGAUUCCGUUUAAAAAAAUGAUAAAAGAACAUUCAUCAGAAGAACAUCAUCUUCAACCUUUGAAAAUAUUACCAAAACAGAAAAAUAGAUUAAAAAAAUUGAAAAAUGUUUCUCUUCAACAACAAAUUCGUCAAUUACACCUUUCAAUUAAAAGAAUCAUGGGACAAUCAACUCCGUAAUAACAUUAAAUCACUUCGAAAUCCAAAAUUUAUCAUGGC
This is a messenger RNA of Chenopodium quinoa (quinoa), 1889 nucleotides long. Its product is annotated as caffeic acid 3-O-methyltransferase-like. Gene Ontology annotation, biological process: methylation. Gene Ontology annotation, molecular function: O-methyltransferase activity; S-adenosylmethionine-dependent methyltransferase activity; protein dimerization activity. Lineage: Eukaryota; Viridiplantae; Streptophyta; Magnoliopsida; Caryophyllales; Amaranthaceae. Bases 333 to 1424 code for a protein of 363 amino acids. The record is from RefSeq and is a predicted model, not a curated record. The transcript has 4 exons.